This is a messenger RNA of Osmia lignaria (orchard mason bee), 2861 nucleotides long. RefSeq names its product cyclic GMP-AMP phosphodiesterase SMPDL3A. NCBI's taxonomy places the organism in Eukaryota, Metazoa, Arthropoda, Insecta, Hymenoptera, Megachilidae. Gene Ontology annotation, molecular function: phosphoric diester hydrolase activity. The record is from RefSeq and is a predicted model, not a curated record.
CGUCGGCGUCGGCAUCCUACCGGCUCGAGGAAGUCUGAGUUUGUCUCGUGCGAGGGUGCGGGCCGCACACGGUUCGCCGAAUCUCCGACGCGGAAACUCGUAACUCGUACUCGGAGAACGCGGGCUGAUAGAAAAGUGUUCGACGUUGUAAACUAUCCAGUGAUCAUUUAUAGAUCGUGAUCCAGAUUUUCUUUUUAAACGAUCCGUGAAAAAAAGGUAAAGAUCGCUGAAGGAACUUGCGAUUUUAAAGCGGACAGGAUUUUAUAUCGAUCGUCGUAUGGAAGAAUGAUCUAGACAGCCUGGAUCCGCUAAUUAACCACCAUCAAAUAGUAGAAGAUUAGUGUCUAAUCGUAUAGUAUCGACGGAUUUACAUAUUGUUCCCUUGUAAAUUGUAAGAGAAGAGGAAUUGAAAAACGUGCGCGUAAGGGUGUGUGUUACGGUAUGGCCAACCACGAUUGAGUCUCCGUUACGAAGCUUUUAUCUACCAGCCUGACGAACACGUCCAAUUGCGGAAACAUGAUCCGUGACUAUCUGGUGCUACUUUCGUGGCUAUGCGCUGUACAAGGAAAAAUAGGCUAUUUCUGGCACAUCACCGACAUCCACUAUGACCCGAGGUACUCCACCCAGGGAAACGCAGGCAGCAUGUUCUGGAACACGAGGAGCGUCGACGGCGGCUGGAUGCCCCCCGACCGGAAGACGGUCGGUAAAUUCGGCGAUUAUGGUUGUGAUUCGCCAUGGUCCUUGAUCGAAUCAGCCAUGAGGGCGAUGAGAACUCAUCACGGGGAGGGAAUCGAGUUCGUCCUUUGGACUGGGGACGCGUUGACCCGGACCUUCGAUAUGAGCGCCGAGUUGCGUCUACAGUGUUUGCGGAAUUUGACCGAUCUGUUGUCCCGCACGUUUAAGGAACAAUUUGUGUUCCCAGCACUCGGGCACGAGGACAUAGGAGUGAGCUUCUCUCAACUGGCCGAGCUGUGGCAGCAAUGGCUGCCCCAGGAGGCUCUGGACACGUUUCGAACCGCCGGAUAUUACACGAUAGAGCAGCGCUCGGAAAAGUAUCGAAUCAUCUUCUUGAACACAAAUUUGUGGCUGAAUAUGCAUCGUACCGGAAGCAACACGAUCGAUCAGCAGGAUCCUUUCGAGCAAUGGUCCUGGUUCCAGUUGACCCUUGAGAACGCCCGGAAGAAAAAGGAGACGGUAUACAUCGUGGGUCAUACACCACCUGGCGUGGCCGAUCGCGAGAAUGGUGCCGCAGCUUUCAGUGAAAAGCACAACACCAGGUAUCUUCGAUUGAUCCGUCUCUAUUCGGACAUCAUUCGUGGUCAAUUCUUUGGUCAUUGGCAUUCUGACACAUUUCGUGUGGUUUACAGCGAUACUGGUCUGCCAGUAUCUUGGAUAAUGAUGGCACCGAGUAUAUCGCCUCGCACCACUGGAGGACCCAAUAAUCCAGGUUUGAGAUUGUACAAGUUCGAAACUAAUACCGGUCAGGUGUUGGAUUAUACGCAGUACUAUCUUAAUCUGCCGGAAGCGAAUUCAAAAGGGGAGGCGAACUGGUUGGUCGAAUACUCUAUGCUCGAGUACUACGAUCUUCAGGAAAUAACGGCGAUCACUCUUCACGACUUGGCCGACCGAUUCACGCAAUCCGAUGAUUACGCUUUCGUCAGAUAUUACGCUGCCAAUACAGUCUCACUGCCUCGAGAAGUAGAACAGAUUUGGGGUUGCGGAGGUUCAUUGAAUGGAGCCUGCGUCCUUCACCAUUACUGUACCGUCACCCGGCUGAACAUCGAAUCCUACAACGAGUGUUACUCGUCCUACGCUUAUGCGCUCGCCUCUACUGGUCCAGCCGCAGCACGAUUAUCGUUAAACCUGCUUCUGCUGCUGGUCUGCGUGGAAUUGCUGAGGAAUCGGUAGGUUGGGACUUGUUGGUCGACGCGAAGCACAGCUGCGAAACGAACGAGCAAAACGCAGCUAUUGCCGCGCCAUCGUUGACGAUACUCGCGCGUAAACGAACCACGCGAGCGAGCUUGAAAUCGUUGAAAGAUCGCGACCGACACCCGUGUGUCCGCAUGGCAGAACGUAGGAGAACAAUCUUAACUUCGUCUCUGUAUCUGUCCUAUUUGUCCACGCGUCUUCUUCUCUCUGUCGUUAACGCGGGAAAUGAACAGAUCCGUUCGUUAAACGAGCGCGACGAUUAACCGCGCCGCGGAAUUUCACGGUCCCGAGCACGAUCGAGUUCCGCUCGGGGCUGUUGGCGUAGUUCGUCCCAUCGCAAACAGAGGACUGGCUAACGCCAUCGCGAAACGAAAGGGAGAUCUCGAAGCUUUCAUGAUUCGGUUUGUCGUACACUGUUUCAAAGUUUCUGGCUGUAAUUCCUGUACAGACGGAGAUCUUUCCUACACUACUGAUGAAAUUCUUGGAAAAAUUUCUUUUCGAGUACCGUUUAUACCCGGGAGUCUCGGGUAGUGGUAAGUGGAACAGUGUUGCGCGAAAGGGAGAUCGGUUUAACCAAACACAAAAGUAAGAAAAAGUCCUUGAUGUUGUACUUGCUUCUCUUAAGCGUUCGGUGUACGUUGUUUUUAACACGAGAAGAAUAUUUAUAACGCGUUUUACGCGUCUAGAUCGGUACACGAGUAACGACGCAAUGGAAAAAAAAAAAAAAAUAAAAGGCAAAAGUGAAUUCGCGAUCUACGAUCGAUCCCGUGAACCGGAAAUACACUUCGGUGAGCGUCGCGCGGCUUCGAUCCAUCGUCGACGACUGCGUCGAAGCGUUUCAUAGCUUGAAGAGCCAUUAUAUUCGUACCAUCAUCAUUUCGCGAUUGUCGGAACAAUACAGUAUUUCUUAAUAAACGAGUCAUGGAUUUGUA